Messenger RNA from Guyanagaster necrorhizus, 1403 nucleotides. Its product is annotated as protein serine/threonine phosphatase 2C. NCBI's taxonomy places the organism in Eukaryota, Fungi, Basidiomycota, Agaricomycetes, Agaricales, Physalacriaceae. Gene Ontology annotation, molecular function: protein serine/threonine phosphatase activity. Gene Ontology annotation, biological process: protein dephosphorylation. The transcript is spliced from 4 exons. The record is from RefSeq and is a predicted model, not a curated record. The coding region runs from base 30 to 1337 and encodes 435 amino acids.
CUUUUCCUCUUGACCCCCACAUUCCGACCAUGAAGAUUCAGAAACGAUUCUACACAGGUAUACCCAUUCCCAUACGAGCACGAAACCUCCACACUGUCCCGUCCCCCUUGUCCUUCUUUGAUACUCCCCCUGCAUCCCCGCCCACAACCCCGAGGAAUGCAAAUAUCGUCCGGUUCGCUGCUGAGAGCAAGGGUCUAGGAAGUGCUCUGUGUGCAUUCGAUGUCGCGAGGCGUGGCUGGGAAGGGCAGUAUGCUGUCGGUGUCGAUAUAAGGGUGGGGCGACGAGAAGGCAAGAGCCGGGAGCGUAAGGGGAGGAAGCUCAUUUUGGACGUGGGCGGGUAUGGCAUACCAAAACGGUGUAUGACGGGCAGCGUAGGCGGGAAGGCGGUCAUGGUCGGCGAGGAUGCCUUUUUCGUCAGGAGGAACGCGAUGGGUGUCGCCGAUGGUGUCGGCGGCUGGGCAAGAGGUCAGACGAUGCCCGGCCCCACACCGUCUGCGUUGUUUGCCCAUCGAUUAAUGCAUUUCUGUUCCGAGGAGAUGGAACUCGAGCCGCCCAAGCCGAGCACAUUUAUUCCGUCCGUCAGUUUUGCGAGACGAGACCUGCAAGAGGAACUCGAGGAGGAAUUGGAAGAGCUCGAGGAGGGCAUAGACGUGCUAAUGAUACUCGAACGGGCCUACGAAAAAACGAUCAAGGCACAUGUAGAAAAGCAAGAGCAAUAUGCACCAUUUACACCCCCACCUCCUCCGAAUGCCCUCUCAUCUCCGUUGAUACCUCCAGAUCCGACACCCAAACCCCUGCUUGCAGGCUCAUCAACUGCCCUGCUAGCAGUGCUCGAUCACGUCAACAAUGGCGAGGCUGUCGUCAAGAUUGCCCACGUUGGCGACUGCAUGGGUAUGCUUGUCCGUGGCUCAGAGUGUGUUUGGAGGAGCGAGGAAAUGUGGUGGAGCUUUAAUACCCCCGUCCAGCUCGGACCCACGACGCCAGCACAACCGAGUACAACAGCUCAUGUGUUCACACUCCCUGUGCAAGAGGACGAUAUACUCAUCCUAGCAACCGACGGUCUCAGUGAUAACCUCUGGGACGAGGACAUUUUGGAUGAGGUAGCACGUUUCCGGAGCGGGUGGAGUGGGCAGGGCGAAGAGGGGCGUGAUAUGCUCGCAGCGGGCAUGUUGAGCGAGGCCCUCUGUUCGCGAGCGAAGCGGGUCGCCAAGGACUGCGAGGGCGAUACCCCGUUUGGGAGACGAGCGAAGGAGGAGGGCAGAAAGUGGAGAGGCGGGAAGAAUGAUGAUAUCAGUGUUGUGGUUGCUGUUAUUUCGAGGGCGGUUAAGCCUUCAUGAUAAAAUGUACCAGUAGACGAAAUGUUAUAUAAUUGAUGGGAGAAUCUAAUUGGCUGCGAGACACUC